GAUCGUGAUGCAACCAUUUUCUAUUACUAUUCUUUAGAUGCUCUUCUUUCAUCCACGCUGUUCUUAUUGCAUUUCGUAAGAAUUAUAUUAAGUAAAUUAUAAAAAAAUAAAAAAAAGAAGAUGAAUUGUUUAGUAAGAAAUCUGCUUCGUGGGUCUGCGAUUAAAAAUAUUUUAUCUUCAACUUCUAACAAUGGUUUAACGAAUAGCAAUUUAUAUCGGACAUUGUGGAACAUGUGCAACCGGCAGAACGAUGCUAUAAUAUCGUUUGCUGUUCCGAAAAUUCAGAAUUUACAAAUUUACAAUUACAAAUGUAAUAGAAAUGCUCAUACCAAAGCGGAGAAGGAAUUAGUAGAAUUCUUGGCUGAAGAAAUAGUUGCAGAAAAGAAAGCUCAGAAAUUAAAAACUAUCCCAACAGAAUUAGAUGGUUUUAAGGUAUCUCUGGAUAGCGCCGAAGUUACUCUUGAGAAGAAUAAUCAAGGCGAGAUAAUUAGAGUUUCAUUCAAUGUAAAUCAUACGGUAGAUACCAAUUCUGAACCAGAAAUUGAUCCUCAAAGUGAUAAUGCAGAUAUUGGAGAAAUGAAAAGCAAACCAUCAUUUACCGUUGAUAUAGUAAGAGGAAAUCAAACUUUAGGAUUUACAUGUUCAUUUAAUAGCGAACCAGGAGCAUCCGGAGCUGAUGAUAGCUAUAAUGACAUUUUUGGUAUAGACGAAAUAACUUUCUACGAAGGAGAACAUAGCGAUAAAGUAUAUGCAGUUGCCGGUGAAAUUAUCGAUGGUUAUCUAUACGAUCUCUUGAUGAAUUAUCUCGAAGAAAAGGGUAUUUCAAAUGGAUUUGCUGAAAAGAUCAUCGAACUUAGUACAAGUUAUGAGCAUACAGCAUAUGUUAGUUUAUUAGAAGGUCUUUCAAAAUUUACCUCUAAAAAAUAAGUUUCUUUACUGCUUUCUUAUUUGUAUUUUGCAAUAGAAACGUGUAAUCAUCAUAUUAAGUUCUUAAACAUUGUUAAUGAAAAUGUAUUUAAAAAAGUAAAUAUUUAUCAUGCAAAUAUAAAUAACAUCAUCGCGUUGAAUCUUUAUAAAAUAGUUUAUAAAAAAUAUUUUCAUUUUGUCUUCUUUUCAUUAUAAUUGUAUAAUUAUAAUAGUAAUAGUAAUAAUAUUAUAAAGAAAAAAAAAAUAAUAAUAAAAAGUGUAAUUUAAUAAUUUGUUUUAAAACAAUAGAAUAGAAAGAAUAUUAACUGUGAGAUCUUAAACUUGCUGUAGAAGUUUAAUUUUUUGUCUGUAUAUUCAACCAGAAAUAGGAAUUAAACACGUCAAAUAAAAAAAUUAAAAAUUCA
This is a messenger RNA of Vespa crabro (European hornet), 1331 nucleotides long. It is a transcript of the gene P32, whose product is annotated as complement component 1 Q subcomponent-binding protein, mitochondrial. Gene Ontology annotation, cellular component: mitochondrial matrix. The record is from RefSeq and is a predicted model, not a curated record. The transcript has 5 exons. Bases 121 to 927 code for a protein of 268 amino acids. Gene Ontology annotation, biological process: cytosolic ribosome assembly. NCBI's taxonomy places the organism in Eukaryota, Metazoa, Arthropoda, Insecta, Hymenoptera, Vespidae.